AUGCAGAGAACCCAAUCUUACAGAAAUCCCCGUAUCGCUACCUCUCAGUCCCACUCACUGAGAUUCCGUCGAGCAGCUACGCGAAAUCCCCUCGAUUUCACCAUGGAGCAACACUUAGUAGAGCAAUACUUGGCGAGGAUAGGAUACGCUUCAGGCCCAGAGCAACAAAUACCAGAGCCAGAGCCAAACCCAAACCCAAGACGGAAUCUUAGACUAGCGGCUAUUGAGGAAGUCCAGGCACAGAUUCUAGACCAGCUCCAAGAGCAAUAUGCAGCUCAACAACAAGCUGCCUCUACCAUCUCAUCAAGACCAGCGAUCCAAAAUUGCAGUCCGGACCUACGCGAGGAAGCAUCAUCGCCAUCUAUUUUCCCUGACAUGUCUUCCACAGCUUCCACGCCUGGUACAGAAGCUGACUACCAGCAUUGGGAGCCUAACCUCGAGCGCGAGUCUCUAUUACCCACCCCGCCUUCGGCACCCCCAACAAAGGCCGAAAUACUUGUAGGGCUACAUUCUGAGCUCGAGCGCCGUCAGAAGACAUGUCUGGGGAUCGAGCGUCAGAUCAAGGCUUGCCAGAAAGCUAUCCGGACUCAUCCGUCUAGGCAGAAGAAGAUCGAGAAGGAGUAUGACAAACGGAUCGCGAAAUUUGGGAAGCCAGUGCCUGGUGAAAAACAAGAAACGGUCGAUGCCGAGAAGCAGAAAGAUGCCAAAACAGCAGAAGAAGCCGAAAUCGAGGAAAUGAGGGAUAUCUACAAACAAUACGAUCGCGAUUUAUCUGGAGUCCCGACCGCGGAGUCGGUGGAUGCUUUCUUCGCCGUCAUCGCUAACACUGAAAACCACAUCAAGAAGGCUGAAGAAGCGAACAAGGUUGCAAAGAAGCGGGAAGCAAGAUUGGAGGAAAAGCUUUACGAGGCAAGGUGCGCAGUGUUUGAAAUGGAGGAUGAGAUUGAGGAGGUGGAGAAUGGAGCGACGAAAAAGGAGGUCAGGGAGCCGGAAGUGGAGAAAAGCAGGAUUGAGGGUCACAAGAAGGGUGAGAGGAAGCCAAAGCGUGGGAAAGGGGUCAAAGAUAGACAAAAAGGGGAAGGAGAAGGCGGCGAUAAAAGAGUACGGAUAAGACGUAAGAGGCGGUGGAAGAUAUCUAGCAAAGCUGGGAAGAUGAGUUCAGAUAUUGCUUUGGAUAGCUAG
Letharia columbiana is the source of this 1182-nucleotide messenger RNA. RefSeq lists its product as uncharacterized. Lineage: Eukaryota; Fungi; Ascomycota; Lecanoromycetes; Lecanorales; Parmeliaceae. The transcript has a single exon. The coding region runs from base 1 to 1182 and encodes 393 amino acids. The record is from RefSeq and is a predicted model, not a curated record.